This is a messenger RNA of Penicillium olsonii, 1416 nucleotides long. The record is from the annotation of a GenBank genome assembly. Lineage: Eukaryota; Fungi; Ascomycota; Eurotiomycetes; Eurotiales; Aspergillaceae.
AUGCCUCACUCAGAUUGCCCACCAUUGCCCACAGCUGGCACCCCGAGCUGCAUUCCCACUCAUACCCCUGGUGAUUGUUUCUGGCAAACGCACCAAGAUGAGUUACGUGACCACCGAUCGACCGAGGAUCUCCCCAAGCACAGUGACAUUGUGAUUAUUGGGGCCGGGUUUGCCGGUGUCGGCACUGCCUACCACCUGACCAAAGAUGGUGGCUCGACCAAGUCUAUCACAAUCCUGGAAGCGCGAGGUGCCUGCUCGGGGGCAACUGGCCGCAAUGGCGGUCAUUGCAGACCCGACUUCUACGGUCACAUCCCAACAUAUAUGGACCGGGCGGGAGACCGAGCUGGUGCCGAGAUUGCAGAGUUUGAGAUCGCAAAUCUCCGUGCCCUGAAAAAGGUCAUUGAACGCGAGAAUAUCGAUUGCGACUUCACUCUUGCACGUUCUGUUGAUGUUUGGUGCAAUGAAGACGCUGCCAAGAGUGCUAAAGCGGUCUAUGACCGUAUGGUUGCUGCAGACUUUGAAUACAUGGAUGAUGUGGUGUUUUAUACUGGCGAACAAGUUGAGGGAAUCUGUGGCGUCAAGGGCGCAAAAGCAUGUGCAAGCUUCACAGCCGGUACGAUGUGGCCUUUCAAAUUCAUCAUGCACCUCGUCAAGAAGCUCCUCACGCUUGGGGUCAACCUGCAAACACAUACGCCAGUCACAUCAAUUACACCAGCACCUGAAGGAGGAUAUAUAAUCGAGACACCUCGAGGCAGAAUGCACGCCGAUAAUGUCGUCCAUGCGAACAACGCAUAUGUCUCAGGACUGCUUCCCGAAUACGGCAAGAACAUCAUCCCCUGCAAAGGCAUUUGCAGCCGCAUCACUGUCCCCGAGGGCACCGCAGCACCACUCCUUAACAACUCAUACAUCAACCGCACUGAAGAUAGCACAUUAUCAUACUUCGUUCCUCGCGCUGAUGGUAGUAUCAUUGUCGGCGGUGCCGCCAAGCUAUUCCGGCCAUUCCAAGAACAGUGGUACGACAACGUGAAUGACAGCGUUCUCAUCGACUCGGCGAAGGAUUAUUACGAUGAUUAUAUGCAGCGCACAUACCGCGGUUGGGAAGAUACUGGUGCUAAGGUGGACAACAUCUGGACCGGUGUGAUGGGUUAUUCAUACGACUCCAACCCACACAUCGGACACGUCCCUAAUAAAGAUGGUCAGUACAUUCUGGCUGGAUUUAACGGCCACGGUAUGCCAGUUAUCUGGCUGGCCGCUCAGGAGCUGGCUAAGAUGGUCUCUGAGGGUAUUCCUUUUGAAAAAACGAGCAUGCCCCGUCUCUUCCAAACUAGCCAGUUCCGCAUUGACCGUGCGCAGGCUGGGAAGGUGGAGGACGGUGAUAUCCUGGGGACUGGCAAUUUUGCCGCUACCAAGCCUUGA